Pyricularia pennisetigena is the source of this 243-nucleotide messenger RNA. RefSeq lists its product as uncharacterized. Lineage: Eukaryota; Fungi; Ascomycota; Sordariomycetes; Magnaporthales; Pyriculariaceae. The record is from RefSeq and is a predicted model, not a curated record. Bases 1 to 243 code for a protein of 80 amino acids. The transcript has a single exon.
AUGGCGUUUCUAUCACACCGCGAACAGGGCAAACAGACCGGAGAAGAAAGGGACCCCAUGUUGAAAGCAAAGGCCGAAAUGAGGAUUCAGACCCUCCAUUGUUCCUCGGUCGAAAACAAGCAUGGCUUGCGAGAUGCCCUGGCUGCCGCACCUGAACCGACUCUCUAUAAUCUUUGCUCUCAGAGGUUGUGGUUUUCGUGGCCAAAGCCAUCGUUGCAUCUGAUGCGGCACAUCAACCCCUAG